Phlebotomus argentipes is the source of this 1440-nucleotide messenger RNA. RefSeq lists its product as uncharacterized. Bases 106 to 1440 code for a protein of 444 amino acids. Gene Ontology annotation, cellular component: extracellular matrix. NCBI's taxonomy places the organism in Eukaryota, Metazoa, Arthropoda, Insecta, Diptera, Psychodidae. The transcript has 2 exons. The record is from RefSeq and is a predicted model, not a curated record.
GAAAGAUAAACACUCAUUGUUUUUUUUUUGCGAGAAGACACACGGUUUCGUUCACAGGUGCGGAAUUGUUAACAAUACAAAAAGUGUGCAGUGCGAUCACCCAAAAUGUCCUGCGUGAAGAUUCGUGUCAGUUCUGUGUCCACCAUUCAGCUUAUGAUGCUGCUUAACAUCCUGCGUAGUGGAUUUGCUGUGCUGUCGGAGUUGGAGACGCCCGAGAGGGAGGCUUUUCUCAGGCCCAGACACUUCAAUCCACACCCAUUUGAAGCCACAAACGGCAUCGAUCGAUCACGCCUCGAUCGCGAAAUUCAACCCGCCUCCACGAGUAUCUUCAACCAAGGACCAAUUCAGUUCCCACCCACAAAUCAAGACACCCCUGGCAGACCCAACAAUCAUCCCUAUGCCGCCGUGGCGCUAAGGAAUCGCCAGAAGGGUCUCCAGAGAUUCGCCGGGAUUGUGAGUGAAGUGUUUAUUUUUAUCCUCCUUCGCCGUUUUACAACCCCCCCCGUUUUUUAUGCUCUCCCUCGUCAGGACAACAACAUCCUUCCCACCUACAUCACACUCUCGAGGCACGGCAAGAAGUUCUAUCCAGGCCCUCAGCAGAGAUUAGACUAUGAAGACAACAUCUAUGACGAUUACUCCUCGCAGAAGAAAAAUUUCGCCUUUUCGUAUUCCGUCAAGGAUGCCGCGUCUGGCGAUGAUUUUUCUCACACACAGCAGCAGAAAGAUGGCGCUGUCAGCGGCAGCUACAAAGUCCACUUGCCGGACGGACGGACGCAGAUUGUGCGCUACCGAGCAGACGACAAUGGCUAUCACGCUGACGUGUCCUAUAACGAGGAUAAAGUGCUUCCGGCGCUGCCGGCGCCUCGUCCGACCUUCAACUACCUCAAAGGCUUCACACCAGAUCCGCCGGAGAGCGAGCAUCAGCGCAGCUUCAAUUACAACCUCUACAUCGGACAGCCUGCGCCGCCGACACCAGCUACGCCAUACGGCAGUGUGCCAUUGUCAAAUGUCCAAAUCCAGAACUACAAUGUGGCGCCGCCUGAGGCAGUUUCCAGAGCGUCCGUUAAUGUCGCGCCCACCACGUCAGCUUCGAUUCUGCAGCCAACGUCGUACUACGUCAAGACGACGACAGUACCGCCGCCCAGGAUAAGCUUCGUGUCAACUACACCAGCCUCACCGUUCCAGGACAUCACAGUCGUAUCCGCCAGCCAGCUGCAGGCCUCGCUCAAUCCUUAUGGCGCAAAGAAGGCCACGGCUAUCGAUCCGGCGGGAAACUACGAGUACGGCAACACCGCCCCCUCCUCCACCUACGCCACCAAUUAUGACUACGACUAUGAUGGAGGAUACAAAAUUGCAGAUCAAUUAUCCUCCACGGAGGCGACAAAUAUAAAUUCCCUAGAUUCCAACAGAGUAGCUCUGUACUAUCAAGCAGCGCAGUAA